Drosophila elegans is the source of this 648-nucleotide messenger RNA. Its product is annotated as thyroid transcription factor 1-associated protein 26. Lineage: Eukaryota; Metazoa; Arthropoda; Insecta; Diptera; Drosophilidae. The record is from RefSeq and is a predicted model, not a curated record. The transcript has 2 exons. The coding region runs from base 62 to 418 and encodes 118 amino acids.
GGGAAACCAAUGUUUCUCCACCUCUAUCGCUCUGCUGCCUUAAAUUAUUAAAAACACAAAAAUGAAACCAAGAUCCCAGAAAACUCAAGGAAAACCCAAUGGAAGACCUAGCAAAGGUCCUGGCAAGGUGGCCCACACUCAAAAGCCGUAUUUUAAAAACAAAAACAAGCAAAAGCCAAAGACGGAUAAGCCCAAUAAACCCGAGAUCCGGAACUUGAAACGCCAGGAGAAAGCUUCCCAGGAGGCGGCGGAAAGGGAGAAAGUGCGGGCGGAACGGGACGCACGAAUAAAAGCCUAUAAACACAAGCGCUUGGAGAAAACCAAGGCCAUCAGCAAGAAAACCCAAAAAGGGCAGCCUUUAAUGAAGGAUCGGAUGCAGUUGCUCCUGAAACAAAUCGAGGAGAUGAAGCGACGCUAAGUGAGUCAAAGGACAAAUAAACCACGCAUGGAACACUUUCACAUCCUCUGAGUGGCGAUUAUAUCUCCAUUGAACUCAGCAGAAUCUGAACACCUCAAGGACCACUUUGACACUAAACUUAGUAUUGUUCCAUUGGUUAUUUGGUCUUUCCUUCAGGCGAAUGAAGAUACGUUUAUUUUUAGAGUAGGCUCUCCUUAAUCCUAAUUUAAAUAAAUUGUUUUUAAAAACUA